ACUCAUCACAGCUCUUUGUUUGACAUGAGUCUAUUAUCGCGUUGCUAUUUCUUCGUCGCUGCACCUGAAAGACCGAGUGCCACUAUAUGUGUCUUGAAUGCUUCGUUUCCGUACUGCCUGUCUCGAGAUCCUCUCUCAAAGAUCGUUGCGUCACAGUUGUCUCGGUACGAUGACUCGGCAUAACAAACAGGGAAACAAGGGAAAGAGCAACGUUCUGAAGAAACCUGCUCUUACCCAUUUCCUCUGCAUUCCACUCGUAAACUCCAUUUCCAAACCCCAGCUCGAAGCCAGUGUCAGCAAGUUCAAGGAAGACGUGUGUAGACCUGCUCCAGAUGAGUCUGUAGGGGUCAAAGUUUCAGCAGAGGAAAACGACGACACCUCUAUCAUCACGACCGAAAGCCUUAGCAAGGAUGCUACAGCUUUUGGAGAUAAACCUCGCGAGGAGAUCGACCAGAGAUCAGCAUCGGCACUACAAGCACCCCUCAUACCUGAGAAGGCAGUUAGACCAAUUGGCUCGCUUCAUUUGACCCUCGGAGUGAUGAGUCUUGAUGAAGAGAAGCUUGCUCAAGCCUCGAACCUCUUACAAUCCUUGAAUCUGGAUAAACUACUUCAUGAAGCAUCAACACCAACGACGAAAUUGGACGAUGUGACGGUACCAGCAACAGAAGUAGCCGCAACAGAUCCGGCCCAGCGAUCCCUCAAGACCGAACCUCUGACCAUAUCUCUCGAGUCUCUGGAACCAAUGCAAUCACCACGAAAAACAAGCAUCCUCUACGUCAAGCCUCAAGAUCCAACGAAUCGCCUGGCACCUCUAUCUCAAGCUCUACGGACAGCCUUUACAGAAGCAGGACUGCUGGUCCCCGACACAAGACCACUAAAACUACAUGCCACAAUCGUCAACACAAUCUACGUCAAAGGCCGAAAGAGAAGAGGUAAAAGCAAGAAAGAGGGCGAGAAGACUGCAAAUGCUUCACCGGAACAUACAAAGGACGACAGAACGAUCCAAGAGACAACUCAACCUUCUUCAGACACCCAGCCAUCAUCCUCGACCUCCUCUCAACCACUGACAGCAAAUACCCCAUCCUCGGGCCACGGUCCCUCGGCAACUUCAUCGCUAUAUCUAGACGCCACAAAUCUUCUCCCUCGUUAUGCGAAUCACGUCUGGGCUUCUGAUAUUCCAAUCUCCCGCAUCGCUAUUUGCGAGAUGGGGGUCAAGAAACAUGUUUCUGCUGACGGGAAAGUCGAAGAAGCAUACAAGGGAGUGGCAGUCAGGGAGAUUUGACGUACAAUACCUUGACAAUGUUCAUUCCUAGUCUGCUAGUCGCUGAUUGAGAUCACCUCUUGAAGGCAUUGGAGGAGGGAUAGUGUAGUGAUGUCUGGAGGCAUUUUAUAACAUUGAAGAAAUAUUGAGUUAGAGGUCAGAGACAGAAGAGUUGAGAAUGAGCACUCUUGGUUUAUCUACAUGCGGUCCUGAAUUCGAACCAUGCAAACACAAGACAUAUUUUGGCG
Aureobasidium pullulans EXF-150 is the source of this 1509-nucleotide messenger RNA. RefSeq lists its product as uncharacterized. The transcript has 2 exons. Gene Ontology annotation, biological process: regulation of DNA-templated transcription; DNA alkylation repair. The record is from RefSeq and is a predicted model, not a curated record. Gene Ontology annotation, cellular component: nucleus. The coding region runs from base 170 to 1282 and encodes 370 amino acids. NCBI's taxonomy places the organism in Eukaryota, Fungi, Ascomycota, Dothideomycetes, Dothideales, Saccotheciaceae.